Messenger RNA from Chrysoperla carnea, 4994 nucleotides. RefSeq lists its product as uncharacterized. Bases 266 to 3631 code for a protein of 1121 amino acids. Gene Ontology annotation, biological process: regulation of transcription by RNA polymerase II. Gene Ontology annotation, cellular component: piccolo histone acetyltransferase complex. The transcript has 9 exons. NCBI's taxonomy places the organism in Eukaryota, Metazoa, Arthropoda, Insecta, Neuroptera, Chrysopidae. The record is from RefSeq and is a predicted model, not a curated record.
UGCAUGUUGGUAGUAAAACGUUCUAUGGCUUCAUGGCAGAGCCGCCAUGAUGGCUUUCUGUAUUCCACGCUUAACACACAAAGUUUCAAAUACGUUUUUCCGUAAUCGUGACUGAGUGCGUGCAAAUAAAAACAAUGGGAACACGCUGACGGUUGCGUACAUUUAUUUAGUGUCCGUCUUGGGCCGGCAACUAGCCGAAAAAGUGCAUUAUCGGGCUUGUUUUUUAGCCUGUCCGCCCGUGUGUUCAGUGCUGUCAACAACCAAAAUGUCCAAACUACAGUUUAGGGCGAGGGCCCUUGAUGCCAGCAAACCUAUGCCUAUUUAUAUGGCUGAGGAACUGCCCGAUCUCACCGAUUAUUCAGCAAUUAAUCGGGCAGUUCCUCAGAUGCCGUCUGGAAUGGAAAAAGAGGAAGAAUGCGAGCAUCAUCUUCAACGCGCUAUCUGUACGGGUCUCAUCAUCCCGACUCCAGAAGUGGCGAGUAUGGCUGAUGUUGAAGCGUAUGAUAAGAUCUACCCCGCUAACUAUAAGCAACCUCGACAGCUCAUUCACAUGCAACCAUUCACAAUGGAACAAGAAAUUCCUGACUAUGAUAUGGAUAGUGAGGAUGAAGCAUGGGUUGAAGAACAAGCUCGACGACUGGACGUGACUCCUCUCAAAUUUGAAUCCAUGAUGGAUCGUUUGGAGAAGUCAUCUGGUCAAACAGUAGUCACAUUGCACGAUGCUAAAGCUCUUCUAAAGGAAGAUGAUGAUCUCAUCAUUGCAAUUUUCGAUUAUUGGCUAAAUAAGAGGCUAAAAACGCAACAUCCUUUAAUUCUCGCUGUAAAAACCGAACAUCGUUUAGGAAGUGCUGCAAACAAUCCAUAUUUAGCAUUUCGAAGGCGUACAGAAAAAAUGCAAACACGUAAAAAUCGUAAGAAUGAUGAGACAUCAUAUGAAAAAAUGUUAAAAUUACGAAGAGAUUUAUCACGUGCCGUUACACUAUUGGAAAUGGUUAAACGUCGUGAAAAAACAAAACGAGAACAUCUGCAUUUAACAAUUGAAAUUGUUGAAAAACGGUAUCAAGCACAAGAUUUCAGUGGACAAUUAUUGGCUGAAGUAUCCGCAUUACGAACAUCAAGGCCUGCAUUUGCGCCUCUAUUUACAAAUCAAUUUACAAAUCAAAAUUGGGCAAAUAAAGCUACUAUCAAAGAUGAAAUCGUACCCCGUAAAGAAAAAAGACAGUAUAAAAAACGGAAACAUAAACCAACCACGUCUCAUACAAGUAGAAAUCUUUUAAACUCCUCUGGCUUAGAACCAAUAAUAUCUUCAGAUGAAGAUGAUGUGACUUCUAACGCGAUGCUGGCAUCUCCAGAGGAAUCUGAAACUGCUGAUCCUGACGAGGGUAGAUACACAUUUAGAAGAAAUAAACACUGUUCUUAUCAUAUGCCGAUUACAAACAAACUGGGAAAUUGGCCUUGGUGUUCACGGGAAGAAAAUGGUACAGCGGAUCAUCGAUAUCGGUUUGCAUUAACAUCAAUAAAGCAUCCAAAACCACGAUGCAUAGGUUUUGCACGGCGAAGGCUAGGACGAGGUGGUCGAGUAAUCUUAGAUCGAAUAUCUACACCUUACGACGAUCUUUGGCGAGAAAUGGAUUAUACAAUAAUUGAAACACCAUCAUUGCGGGAGCGUCUUGCAUUCGAAAAAUGUCAAAAGAAGUUAAAAGCACGAGUUGAAGAAACAUCAUCGUUGAAUAGUGUAGAUGAUACGGAAAUGCAGUAUAGUGUUGUAGGGCCACCAGUGAAAUCCUCAUAUUCCUUAGAUACAAAUAAAACAAUCAGUUCUGUUGUAAAUAAUUCAAGUGGUGUGACACCAGCACUUAGAAAUUUAUAUUCAGAACAUAAUUAUAACAGUACGACACCAACCGUUGUUGGUGGCUAUCCGCCGGAUGGAUAUCCAUCGAGUACGACGAGUAUAGUGAAAACUGAAUUAACAGAUAGUAAUGACAUUAAAAAUACGUCGGUGAAAGAAGAAUCGCAAUGUUGGACAACAAAUUGGACUUCAGAUGUAUCAAACGUAGUGAAACGUGAAUCGUACGAUGAUAUAUCGCCACAAUUGAUUAGUGAAAGACUUAGUGAAGUGACGACUAGUGUUGCACAUGUAAAUAGUAGUUUUAGUGAUACAAAUCAAUUAGACAAAGGUGUCAAUUCACAUGAGGAAGAUACAAAUUAUAUGUUGGAAGUUCUCAGUGAAAUUAAACGUGAUUGGUUACAUUUUCGACCGAAAACACCACCCGCAGAUUAUGAAAUACCUUGUAAUUUAUUACCCGCCAAAGAAGAUAUAUUUAAUCCAAAUGAAUUUACACCAAUUACAAUUGAAAUUGAAAAUUUAUCAUCGACACCGCCAUCGGCAUUAUGUGACACUUCAAAUUUCACGUCUGAAUUUACGCUUAACGAUAUAUACACAGAUUUAAGUUUAGAUUAUCAAUUACAACAGCAAGAACAGCAACAAAUCCAACAACAACAAGGGUUAGAACAAGACAAUGCAGAAGAUUUAGGUUUAAUUUUAAAUGAUAUUCGACAAAUAGUUACGUCGUCAUCGUCUUCAACGGACAUCAGUGAUAAUAAUAGCAGUUGUUUAUGUAGUACAAAUUAUUUAACAGAACACCAAGAUUCGAUGACAAAUUUUGGGUGCUCGCGUGUGUCUGUUAGAAGUAAUAGUGAUCGAGAGUGUGAACGGACAACAAACAGUGAUGUUUUAACAACGCGAAGUAGUGGUGAUGUGACAAAUUGUGGGAAUGGUUGUCCUGUGACUACUGCAGGUAACAAUAGUGUGCCAGUUACUUCGAUAUCUAGACGAAAUCUACAAUUGUUACAACAGAAUACUUCACAACAGCAGAGAACCACCACACAUCAGCAACAAGUAUUACGAACUCAGUCAAUUUUAUCAAGUACCUUGACUAGUCCAAAUAAAUAUAAUAACAACAGUAAUUUAAAUAGUAGUACGGGUUCAUCUGUUUCUGUAACAUCUACAAAUCAAAUACCAACAUUAGUUUUUGAUCGUGUCACUGGUAAUGUAUCGUCGCCAAGUAGUGUUAGUGUGGGAGUGGGAGCUGGUGUUCGAAUGAUUGGUACAUUAACGACGGCUGGUCUUGUGCGAGCAUCUCCUACAUCCGAACAUCAUUUGCAUACAAAUGGUCCAGUUAAUACACAUUUAGAAUCAUCAAUGAUUCGAAGAGUUAAUUAUAAGCCUAGUGCAGCAGACGAAAGUUUAGGCGAUCAUUCACGAAUUCAUCGAUUACAAAAUAACACUUCGAUGAAUUCUCAAGUGAGGCGAGCGCUACUUUCAUCUCAAACAAUAAAUACGCUUAAUAGUAAUAGUGCCAACGUAAUGGACUCAUCAUCAAUAUCUUCGUCACUUCCAAACGAAUCAACGUUAAUAAAUAGCGACAAUAGCAGUAGUGUAAAAAUGAAAUCGACAUUACACCAUUUAAAAACUGGCGGUGAUAACAAUAUAAUUACAACAGUGACACAACAAACAGGAGCAUCAACAGUGACAACCAGUGGCGGACAAUCUGGUGGUGGUACAACGAACAACAGUAGUAAACCACAGAUAGUUCGAAAAAAUAAUACACUUGCAAUGGAAGUAACAUGAUGUUACUUAACAAUUCUCUGUCGGGUGCAAAUCAUCGUAUGGUUUUUUCAUAUUGUUUUUAUUCAAUAUUAUGCGUAUAUUGUUCGCGACAGAGAAUCUUGUAUUUACUUGUUUGUCUGAUCUGUUGUAUGUCUCCUUUUCUCUCAAUAUGUGUUUUAAAUUGACUAAAACUAGAGAGAAAAGUAUACUGACACACACACGCACACAUAACUAUGAUCAUUGCUGGCGCUACAACAAAUACGCAACUAUAUGAGAAUAUGUAAUGUAAAAAUGCGCCUCAAAUAAUAUUGUAAUCCUGCAAAUAACUUGUGAAUUAUUAAAUUAUUAAUCACUUAUUUAAUGAUUUUUAAAGAUAAUUAUAUAACUAUACCAUUCAUUUCAUAGUGUAUGCAACAUAAUUACCUACCUAAAGGCAAAUUCAAUUUUAGGCGGAAAAUGCUUCCUUUAAACAUUUAUAGCCAGGUACCAAAAUGGAUUUCUUUGACCUCUAUGGAUUUCUAUGAGUUGAUAAUUUGGCUUGAUCUUCAUUUAGUUAGUGAUUUAGAACAGAAAACUGAAAGAAAAUUAAUAAAAAGCGUACGGUUUAGUCACUUCACCCGAAUUCUUUGAUCACUUUGAGAUGUAGCUUUUUUAUCAAUACGAAAUUUUAAUAAUUGAAAUGUCCGAUAUGUCCGUUCGCCAAUUUAUUCAAUAUCGUUUCAAUUUUGUAUUCUUACUCACUAAUAAUAUUGGUAUAAAUGGUUAAAAAAUUAAUGUGGUUAAAAGUUGUGGGAGAAUUGUAGUUUGAGUUCCAACAUGUGAUAAUUAUGGCGUUAAUAAUCGAAUAUAUUUCAAGAAGUCCCCAUUAUUCGAUUUAAUUAGGUUCCCCCCCCCCUAAAUUUUCUUAAAGGUACCUGUUCAUCUUCUAGCAAAAUACGGCUAGAGUAAAUUUUCUCUAGCCUCUAACUCUGCACUUAAGAGCUUCGUUGAAAGAAUUAACGAUUUCUAUGAAAAAUUGUCAGUAUGACAUUGUUCUUUGUGACUUUAUUGCCGUUUUAAUUUAUCCUAUCACAACACAAAAGGUUGCUGCUGUAAUGUUGUGUACAUUCUGUGUCUUAAAAAAUGCACAUGUAUUGCCAUUCUAAGUGUUACAAGUAUAACAUUAUAUGUGAAUUACGUGUAAUGUUAUAACACUCAAAAUAAUUUAAGUUUUGCGUUUAAUUUGACAUACAGUAUACAUCCUAGGUACUUAUAGCUUCAGAGUACAGGUAACUUAAGAUAAGAAGAAGUUAACUUUAAGAAACGGCUCCUAAAAGAAGACAUUAGCUACAAAAAAAAUAUUAAUAAGCCUAAAAACUAACUUCAGUUGAAACUCGUUUUUCAG